Notothenia coriiceps (black rockcod) is the source of this 540-nucleotide messenger RNA. Its product is annotated as glypican-6-like. Bases 40 to 528 code for a protein of 162 amino acids. The record is from RefSeq and is a predicted model, not a curated record. Gene Ontology annotation, biological process: regulation of protein localization to membrane; cell migration; regulation of signal transduction. Gene Ontology annotation, cellular component: cell surface; plasma membrane; extracellular region. The transcript has 4 exons. NCBI's taxonomy places the organism in Eukaryota, Metazoa, Chordata, Actinopteri, Perciformes, Nototheniidae.
GUGAAUGUAUUGCCAGCUUGUGUCAGAGCCUUGACCAAGAUGCUUUACUGUCCAUACUGCCGUGGCAUGCCUGGGCUGAAACCCUGUCACAACUACUGCCACAACGUGAUGAGGGGCUGUCUAGCUAACCAGGCAGACCUAGAUGCUGAAUGGAACCUCUUCAUCGAUGCCAUGUUACUGGUGGCAGACAGACUGGAGGGACCCUUCAACAUUGAAGCUGUUAUCGAGCCGGUCGACAUCAAGAUCUCUGAUGCCAUCAUGACCAUGCAGGACAACAGCAUGCAAGUGUCAGCCAAGGUUUUCCAAGGGUGCGGCCAGCCAAAACAAUCAGGAGUUGGCAGAUCUGCACGCGGCAUCUCAGAUGUAUUCAGUGGUCGCUUCAGACCCUACACUCCUGAAGAGAGGCCAACCACAGCAGCCGGAACAAGCCUGGAUAGACUGAGGGUUGUGUGGAGGACAAUGCAACACAGCGUAAGCCUUCAUUCCUCCUCUUACUUUCACCAUGUCAUAUGUCUUGUGGUUUUUUAAUCAACCUGCCCA